Thermothielavioides terrestris NRRL 8126 is the source of this 1203-nucleotide messenger RNA. RefSeq lists its product as uncharacterized. NCBI's taxonomy places the organism in Eukaryota, Fungi, Ascomycota, Sordariomycetes, Sordariales, Chaetomiaceae. The transcript is spliced from 3 exons. Gene Ontology annotation, biological process: mitochondrion organization. Gene Ontology annotation, cellular component: mitochondrion; membrane. The record is from RefSeq and is a predicted model, not a curated record. Bases 110 to 1042 code for a protein of 310 amino acids.
GCAAGAAGCUGCGGCUUGAUCGUAGGUAAGCUGUUUCUCCACCGCGCAAACCCGAGCGGGCUGCCGGCUUGCGAGAGUCUCAACACACAUUGCCACAUUAGCAGCCAAUAUGUCGAACCGCAAUCCGUUCGAGGAAUACGCCAACCGGCUCCGUGCAGCGGCACGAACCAGCGGCGGCCGUUUUCCGGGCGGCAGUGGUGGGCUUCCCGGCGGCCCUCGGAAUGUCGGCGGCGCCGUGGCCGGCCUCCUGCUGCUCGGCGGCGGCGCCCUGCUCUUCCAGAACGCCCUGUUCAACGUCGACGGUGGCCACAGAGCGAUCAAGUACCGGAGAAUAAGCGGUGUCAGCAAGGACAUCUACGGCGAAGGAACCCACUUCGUCAUCCCGUGGUUCGAGACGCCCAUCAUCUACGACGUCCGCGCGAAGCCGAGGAACGUCUCCUCCCUGACCGGCACGAAAGAUCUCCAGAUGGUCAACAUCACCUGCCGUGUGCUGUCGAAACCCAAAAUUGAGGCCCUUCCCCAGAUCUACCGGACCCUCGGCCAGGACUACGAUGAGCGCGUGCUUCCGUCGAUUGUCAACGAGGUGCUCAAGAGCGUCGUUGCCCAGUUCAACGCCAGCCAGUUGAUUACCCAGAGAGAGAUGGUCGCCAAGCUCGUCCGGGACAACCUCUCGCGGCGAGCGGCGCGCUUCAACAUCCUGCUGGACGAUGUGUCGCUGACGCAUCUCGCCUUCUCCCCCGAGUUCACGGCGGCGGUCGAAGCCAAGCAGGUUGCUCAACAAGAGGCGCAGCGUGCCGCAUUCAUCGUCGACAAGGCCCGGCAGGAGAAGCAGGCCAUGGUGGUCAAGGCCCAGGGUGAGGCCCGGUCUGCCGAGCUGAUCGGUGAGGCGAUCAAGAAGAACAAGGCGUACGUGGAGCUGAAGAAGCUGGAGAACGCGCGGGCGAUCGCGGCGCUGCUGCAGGAGGCAGGGGGCAAGAACAGGCUGCUCCUCGACUCGGAGGGCCUGGGUCUGAAUGUGUUCGAGGAUCUGGAGAAGAAAUAGGGUGGGGAGAGAGGGUAGAUGUGGGCUUGGUGGUGAUGGACAAUCUCCGCUGUACGUUAAUUUGGAGGAUGGCCGGCAGUCCCCUGUGUAACAACAUGAUUUUGCAUCCGCGUGGUUCUGGGUCUGCCAGGUUCGGUUGGAGUUUGAUAUGGAGUUCCUCG